This is a messenger RNA of Fragaria vesca subsp. vesca, 1450 nucleotides long. RefSeq lists its product as uncharacterized. Bases 1 to 1098 code for a protein of 365 amino acids. The transcript is spliced from 6 exons. The record is from RefSeq and is a predicted model, not a curated record. NCBI's taxonomy places the organism in Eukaryota, Viridiplantae, Streptophyta, Magnoliopsida, Rosales, Rosaceae.
AUGGCGGCCGCAGCUCGAGCUUUCACUCUCUCCCGCAUCACCGACCUCUCCCUCAACUCCCGCCACCGCCAACUCCCACCUCCUCCGCUUUCCCGCCACCUCCUCGCCCGCCCCUUGCUCCCCUCCUUCCAACGCCGCCGUCGUCUCUCCUCCACGCUCCGAUGCCUCAUCUCCGGCGUCGACGGCGGCGGCGUCUCCGACGAGUUCGUCUCCACUCGGAAGUCCGGCCUCGACCGCGGAUUCUCCGUCAUCGCCAACAUGCUCAAGCGGAUUGAGCCGCUUGACAGCUCCGUCAUCUCCAAAGGCGUAUCGGAUUCCGCUAAGGACUCGAUGAAGCAGACCAUCUCUACUAUGCUGGGGCUGCUUCCGUCCGAUCAGUUCUCCGUCACCGUUAGGGUUUCCAGAGCUCCGCUCGAUCGCCUCCUCGCCUCUUCCAUCAUCACCGGGUAUACGCUGUGGAACGCGGAGUAUCGGAUAUCGUUGAUGAGGAAUUUCGACAUUUCUAUGGAGGAUUCUGUGGCUUUGGAUGGGUCAAAGAUCGAUGGGAGCUCGGAGGUGGUGGAUGGUGAGGAAAAGGAUAGUGAGAAUGGAUUUGGGGGGAGUAAUCAGUACUUGGACUCAUCUAUUCCUCAGGUUUUCGGGGAUUUGUCUCCGGAGGCUUUGAAUUACAUCCAGCGGUUGCAAUCAGAGUUGAGUAAUGUUAAGGAGGAACUGAAAGCUCAAAAGCAGGAAAAUACGCAAUUAGAAUAUGACACAGGACACAGAAAUGAUUUGUUGGAUUAUCUACGGUCCUUGGAUUCUAAUAUGGUGACAGAGCUAUCUCGGCCCUCAUCAUUAGAGGUGAAGGAGAUUAUACACCAACUUGUUCAAAAUAUAUUGCAGAGAUUCUUUAGAGAUGGAGAAUCCUCAGAAUUUGAGCAAGAUUUAGUUAAAGCGAAUAUAGAAAAUGUUCUAGAUUCUGAUGGCGAACUUUGUGAUACUGUACGGACUUCACGAGAUUAUCUAGCAAAGCUUCUUUUCUGGUGCAUGUUGUUAGGUCAUCAUUUGAGAGGCUUGGAGAACAGAUUACAUUUGAGUUGUGUUGUUGGAUUGUUGUAAAGAGAGGAAAGAUAGAAGGCUUGUAUAUUCUUCAUGUUCAUCUAGUCUGGACUCUACUACCUUAUAACAGAGAGACCUAUGUAGUAGAAUUGAAAUGUUGCAGACCACUUUCCACCAGUUCAAAAAGCGUAGCGUGAGAGUGUGAGACUAAGCACACCAAAGAUGUCAUAAGAUUGUCUAUUUUGGCAGGAAACAUUACCGGAAUUUCUGUUCAUAUAUAAAGAAAAUUCAUAAACAACAACUGGGUUGAGAUUUCUAACAAUCAUGGUCAUUAUUUAUUUUUCUUCUGUUCUUGCUUCUUUGAUACUGGAUUCAUCUUGUCUACAGCUCCUAUUCAACCUGUUGUCGGUCG